This is a messenger RNA of Drosophila grimshawi, 1922 nucleotides long. RefSeq lists its product as uncharacterized. Bases 100 to 1764 code for a protein of 554 amino acids. The record is from RefSeq and is a predicted model, not a curated record. Lineage: Eukaryota; Metazoa; Arthropoda; Insecta; Diptera; Drosophilidae. The transcript has a single exon.
CAGCUUUGCACGGCAUAGAGAAGAGCGCUAAAGAUUACAAGAAAAAAAAAACGGACGGAAUCCGAAUAUCAAGAGUCGUAUUCGUGUGAGUGAGUGAAGAUGUCGCAGACACUGGAUGAUCUGCUGCAGCAACAGGAGCACGCCCGCCAGCUGCGUCUAGCCACCCGUAAUCCCAAAUUUCGUCGCUUCAAUUCACUGGAUCGCAUCCCCGAGCAUCCCGGCCAAGAUGAGUCCGAGAAUGUGGAGAAUACGCCGCAUCGUCAUUUUAUAACGCUACGUCGCCAACGGACCGCAGAUGGCAGCCUUCUGCGUGGCAAUCAUGUCCAAAACUCAAAUCAAUCCUCAAGCCGAAAUCUUUUGUUGUUUGGACCGCAGCUUUUGAUGCGUCUGUUAAUGAACCUAUUGCGUUAUAUGCUCUACAUUCCACUGUCGAUAGCAGCGCCCAGUUUCUGGCUAUCGGCCGUACUCUGGAUAUUUUGGAAGCUGCUGCGCUUACCCAUCGCUAUGGUCAAAUGGCUGCUUAGCUACGAGGAUGAGCAACCAGGAACACAGCAGCGACAACGGCAACGAACCGUUCUCCUCAGCAGUGGCAGCACCAUUCAGACCCUACAUUUGGCCCGCAAUUUUUACGGGUCCGGUGCACGGGUUGUGGUCUUCGAGUUUGAGGGUCUGUUCGGAUUGACGCGUUUCUCGACUUGCGUGGAUAAGUUUUAUGUGGUGCCAAGACCGAGCAGUGGCAAUGUGGAUCAGUACAUAGCGGCACUGUGUCACAUUGUGCGCAAGGAGCGACCAACUGUCUAUGUGCCCGUCUGUGCCACCAGUCCGGCCUACUACGAUGCGCUGACCAAGCCGCAUCUGGAGCUGUUGGGCUGCGCCAGCUUUGUGCCUGGUGCACGGGAGACCCAACAGCUGGAUGACUGCCUGGAGCUGUUCCAGCGCUGUGAAUCGCAACAGAUAACGCUGCCGCCGCAUACGGUGAUCACGGCACAGGAGCAACUACAUCAGCUGUACGAGCGUGGAUUAGUGUCUGGCUAUCGGAAUAUAUUCAUGGCAUGCGGAAUGCAGGGCGUCAUGGAGCGACACAAGUACAUAUUGCCCAACAGACGAGCGGAGCUGCUGAAGUUCAGUCAGCAUGAGAUCAGUGAACGACAACCUUGGAUGGUGGUGCGUGAUCAGCCCGGCUAUCAUCAUUUUGUCACGUGCACAACGGUCAAGGAUUCGCGGGUCGUCGCCAAUGUCAGCUGCCGUGUGGAGCAUCAUACGAAGAAUCUGAUACCGGUGCGACGAGAGGAUGAGGCACAGAUUGAGCUCUGGCUGAGCAGUUUCUUUGCCAAGGUGCGAUUUCAGCGUAGUAUCAAUGGACACAUCAGCUUCCGGCUGGUCAAGUCGCCGGCGCACGGUGGCCAAUUUGUGCCGCUCGGUGUGAGAUUGGGCGUGGCUCUGCCCUACAUCUGUCACAAUCGUUCACAUGCCCAGCUGCUGUGCCGGGCGAUCAAGUGCAUGUGCAUACACCGGCGAAGUGGCGGAUCGACGACGACAACGGAGGAGGCCAACUGGAGCUGGAGCUGGUCAACGUUGGAGCGCAACACGUCGAAGGUGGCGCUCGAUAAGCGAGAGGCACUGUUCGCCUAUUGGGACCCGUUGCCCUAUUGCGCCUACUAUCACUUUCAGCUGCCGCUGGAAUCCGUCAAGCUAUUUUUGCAGCGACGGAAUCGCAGCGAGACCAAAAGUUUAUCGCCGCGCAUCACGGCGCCGGUUCAUUGAACGACGCAGUGCAGCAACUGCCGGCCGGGGCAGCUAGAAACAGCAACAACAACAGCAGCGCUAGCAACAGCGAGCAGCGAGCAGCGAGAGAGAUUGCACAGACUGAACAAAAUAGCAAUAACAAAUAUGUACAUACUCGUGCCACGUAUAUACAUACA